AUGUUCAGAAACUAUACUAAGAGAAGAUUGAACAACCAAGAUGAAAACCCCUGCUUCCUUUACCUGAGGUGUGGCCCUGAUGGAGGUGAAGAAAUCGCUUCUAUUGGCGUUUUAAGUUCAGCAAGAAAUGAGGAGUACUGUGGAACCAGUAGGGGCAAGAAUGUUUGUACUGUCCUGGAUGACAGUAAACACGAAAUUAUUUUCUACAAAAAUUACUUAAUAUUGGCAUCCUCAACUCAUGCCUGUAAAAUAAAGUUGUGCUCCUUUGGUGAAAGGCAGUGUGUGUUCAUCAGUAAAGUUGUGAUACACAUGAGAGCAGUUUCAGCAAAUUAUUCAACAAGCUCUCCUGCUCUAAAAUCAAGAAUAGACCUAGACAGGAUCCAAACCAUAAUGGAGUCCAUGGGGUCAAAGUUAUCUUCUGGAGCUCAGCAAUUGAUUAAUAUGGUUAGGUUUCAGCAGUGUAAUUGUAUUCCUAUUGAAGAGCAGCUUCAGUUGGUGUUGGGCAAUACUGGAUACAAGCAUAUGAUUGGACUACAAUGCUCAUCUGCCUUGGGAGCCUUAGAUAAGUCAUCCUCCACACCUUUCCCUUUUAGAACUGGAUUGACAUCUGGAAACGUAACUGAAAACUUACAAGCGUACAUUGAUAAAAGUACACAGGCAUCUAGUGGAGAGAAUUCUACAAAGCUUGAUGAGUGUAAAAUUGUGCCACAAAACCAUUCCCUUCUUGAAAAUGAUCUUAAAAAUGCAACAUCCCCUUUCUUACCAAAGAAAGCAAAUGACAACUCAAAUACACCUAACUCUGAGUUGCUGCCUUUUCUCCAGAAUUUAUGUAGUCAAGUUAACUAUCUCCUUGUGGGACAUAGGGCCGAGUGACAGGAAAACAUCACCAAGCCUGAUGAAGGCAUUCUUGGUGUUGGGUAAGUAUUGUUUUAACAAGGAUGUAGUUUUGAUUUGGUAGGUGGGAGAAUUAGAUGAAGAGAAAGAGAAGCAGAUUUGUCUCAAUGAGUACUGCCUAAAAUCUGUUUCAAUAGAAAAUUAUAGCAGCUUUUUUUUUUUUUACAGCUUACUAUUAAUAUACCUGUAGAGAAUAACUAUUCUACAGAGAAUAGAUUGUUUUGAAAGAAGUGCCUCUGCCUGUAACUGGAGGUGUUGCACACUUGUCAGGCAUUUUGUGAGUUACAAGCAUAGCUAAUGGUUGAAGUUGAAAGUGAUCUGUAUGAAUGGAGAGCAGCUGUGGGAACCAUAAUAUGUAUUUUUUUUUCCUGAUUGUACCAAAUGAGCCAUCGUAACAGAUUUCCUUUGUAAAUCACAUUUGACCUAGGCUAAUUUUGAAGUCAUCAAAAAAUGUAUUAACAUUGUAAUUAUUUAUAGCAUAUAGGCCCUUAUAACCCUGGUCUCAUAAUUCCAAGUUUGUGACAGUCCUGAUUUGAUUGAGGAAUGGCUGAGUAUUUAGUAUGUUCCCCAUUCUUUACAUAGAUACAGCGUGCUGAAAUACUGCACUAGGCUAGAAUUCAGGACUCAGUCAGAGACCUGGCUUAACUAUUUUGCCUUACUGGUUAAAUCUUUUGAUUUUUUUUUCAAUGUGUGAAGUUAGAUAUUUGUAUUGGUUGAGAUUUGUUUAAUGUUUCCAACAGUGUUAAAAUUUUUAGGAAUUUAAUUUAUUUAAAUAAAGGUGGUUCUUAGGAUAUAGAAAGAUAACAUUAGUGUUCAAUAAUUGGUGGUCUGCAUCAAUGAUAAUUACUUGUUAUAUGAGAUGCAUAGUCUUCAAUUGUUGAUAGUCUGUAUCAGUGAUAACUAGUUGUUAUCUGUAGUGGCAAAAAAAAAUCAAAAGACUAUACAGUAUACAGGGAUUCAAAAACUGCUUGGGACACUUCUGGGUCCAGCUGAGAUAGAACAUUGCCAUUCCUCUCAGAUCCUCAUUUUACAAAUAAAAAUCCUUGGACAUAACACAACGAAGAAACAUACAAGGACUGUGAAGGGUAGAAAGAAGUCAGACUGCUUAGGGACUGUGGGAUUUGAGGAGCAAUGCAAUGUUGAGUUUUUUUGUCUUCCAUAGAUCUUGGAUGGGGUGCCAAAGAAGUCUGCAACCUGGGACAACCAAUGGGGACAAAAAUUAAGAGCUUCAAGAAAAGCCUAUUCCUUCUAACCAAAGGAUCAGGAAAAGGGAGUCCUAACAAAACAAAACCUUUCAAUAAUACUUGUCCUACUCCACUCAAACACCAAUGGAAAUACUGCCAUCCUGCCUGCCCUGUUGAUUGAGGCAGUUGUACUCUGGUUUCUCUACUGGGGUGGUGUCAGCUAGCUAAAUGGUGAGCUGUUCUUCCAUCUCUCAGUCAGAAGGAGUGGGCAGCAUUCCAAUUCUGCUACUGGGUGAUCAACAGAGCCGAGUAGAAGCUAAAUUUCCAGCCCCUGCUCAGCUGAAACAAGCAGUACUUCAGUUCAACCAGGGUGAUGUAACCACUGCCCCGCAAAAUCAGAUACUUUAAUUUUCUAGCUGGGGUGGUAUAAGGAGAGGAAGGGAGAGUUUGGAGCUGAAAAAAUAUCUGAAGAAAUAAUGGUUGAAAUUUCCCCAAAGCUGAACUGGGGAAAGGCGUGAACUCACAGAUUCAAGAAGCUGAAUAAGUCCUACACAGGAUAAAUUCAAAUAAGUCUAUGCCAAGUCAUAUCAUAAUUUUUUGAAAACGAAAAAAUAAAAAAUAAAUUCUGAAAGAAAGCUGGAGAGAAACAACAUAUUCUCAUAGAGAAAUACCAAGUUUGUUGACAGCUGAUUUCUCAUCUGAAAUUAUGGCGGCCAAUAAGAAGAGGCACAUUUUUCAAGUGCUGUAAAAGAACCGUGAGUCACAAAUUGUAUAUCCAGCAAAAAUAUCCAUUAGGAACAAACAGCAAGUAAAGACAGUCUCAAAUAAAUGAAAACAGAUUAUUUUGCACUGGCAAGCCUACCCUUAAAGAAUGGAUAAAGCAAGUUAUCCAAGGAAAUAAUGACAGAAGAAUGCUUAGAACUUCAGAAAGGAAGAAAGAUCAAUGGAAUGGAUAAAAAUAGAGAGUGGAAGAGCAGCCUGUUUGCUCCUACUUGGAAUAGAUUCUUUCUAAAAAUAUGGAACUGAUAGAAAAGAAACUUAUAGACUACAUUGAUCAGCGAAUAUAAACUCCAGGAGCACAUCGAUGAUAAGAUUGCUUUGUUAAUGGAUUUGCUGCAAAAUCCCAACUCCCCGCCCAGUGGGCUGCCUCUAAGACAUUAUGACUCUGGAGAAAGACUUUCAAAUGAAGAAAGAUGAGCUCUCAACAUAAACAGUGUACUGCAGAUAUUUAUUACAUAUUUAUUACAAAGCCAAAACCCAAAAAUAUUUAUAAAAAGCAAGGAUUUAAUGUUCUUUUAAGGAUCAUCAUCUUACUUACUGAAGUGACCUCAGUGUUCAUUAUUACUACACUUGUACUGUAUACUAAGAGUUAACAUGAUACAAUAUUAUUUUUGCUAGUAAUAUUUUUCACUCAUAAGUGUAUAUAUACUUCUGUGUUAUACGUUCUAAAUGUUUAAGGAUUUCUAAUAUAAUUCAUUAGUUUAUAUAGUAUAUGUUUGAUUGAAGUACUGUUUUAAUUUAUAUGAAGACCUUAUAGUUUCAGGGAUAUAAAAGGAAUGCUUAGAGUAUUUGAUUUUUUUUUUUUUUUCUAAUGGACUGACCUUGGAAAACUGGGUACUUAACCUGGAACCUUUAUUUUAGAUCACCAACUUAAAUUUUAUAUUGUUUAUUUCAGAUAAAAAAUUAGAUGUGAUGUUUGGCAUGUGUAAAAUCAGUUCACAUUGGGGCCAUUAAUUGUACAUUCUGUCACAUUGUAAGAGUAGAUAAGAAAGUGAAUAUCAGAACUGGUCUAUUCCUUGUUAGGAUUAUUACUUUGGAUUUAGUGUAUGAUGUAAAAUGGGAGAAUUCAUCUCAUUUUAUCUCAAUAAACCCAGAAAGUGUAAGG
Molecule: messenger RNA, 3963 nt
Organism: Pongo pygmaeus (Bornean orangutan)
Lineage: Eukaryota; Metazoa; Chordata; Mammalia; Primates; Hominidae
Source: RefSeq, a predicted model, not a curated record